This is a messenger RNA of Colius striatus (speckled mousebird), 2117 nucleotides long. RefSeq names its product adenosylhomocysteinase (gene AHCY). Gene Ontology annotation, molecular function: adenosylhomocysteinase activity. Gene Ontology annotation, biological process: L-methionine cycle. The record is from RefSeq and is a predicted model, not a curated record. The coding region runs from base 63 to 1364 and encodes 433 amino acids. The transcript is spliced from 10 exons. Gene Ontology annotation, cellular component: cytosol. NCBI's taxonomy places the organism in Eukaryota, Metazoa, Chordata, Aves, Coliiformes, Coliidae.
CCUCUACUUAAAGCGCGCCCGAGGCCGCUGCCGCCUCCUGCUCCCGGUGCGCGGCCGCCAGCAUGUCCGACCGCCUGCCCUACAAAGUGGCUGACAUCAGCCUUGCAGACUGGGGUCGCAAGGCCAUUGAGAUUGCAGAGAAUGAGAUGCCAGGGCUGAUGAAGAUGCGGGAGAUGUAUGCUGCAUCCAAGCCGCUGAAAGGUGCACGUAUCGCUGGUUGCCUUCAUAUGACUGUGCAGACAGCAGUUCUCAUAGAGACCCUUUUAGAGCUGGGAGCUGAGGUGCAAUGGUCAAGCUGCAACAUUUUCUCCACUCAAGACCAUGCUGCAGCUGCUAUUGCAAAAGCUGGGGUACCUGUGUUUGCCUGGAAAGGGGAGACCGACGAGGAGUAUUUGUGGUGCAUUGAGCAGACUCUGUACUUCAAGGAUGGGCAGCCCCUCAACAUGAUCUUGGAUGAUGGUGGAGAUCUUACCAACCUAGUUCAUACCAAAUACCCACAACUCUUGAAAGGAAUUAGAGGUGUUUCAGAAGAGACAACAACUGGAGUUCACAAUCUGUACAAGAUGAAGGCCAAUGGGACCCUUAAAGUGCCAGCUAUCAAUGUUAAUGACUCUGUCACAAAGAGCAAGUUUGAUAACCUUUAUGGUUGCAGAGAGUCCCUCAUCGAUGGCAUCAAACGUGCUACAGAUGUCAUGAUUGCUGGAAAAGUAGCAAUUGUGGCAGGUUAUGGUGAUGUGGGCAAAGGCUGUGCUCAGGCCUUGAGGAGCUUUGGAGCCAGAGUCAUCAUCACUGAAAUUGAUCCCAUCAAUGCACUGCAGGCAGCCAUGGAAGGUUAUGAGGUUACAACCAUGGAGGAGGCAUGCAAAGAAGGCAAUAUCUUUGUUACCACCACUGGCUGCACUGACAUCAUUCAGGGCAGACACUUUGAGCAGAUGAAGGAUGAUGCAAUAGUGUGUAAUAUUGGCCAUUUUGAUGUGGAAGUUGAUGCAAAGUGGCUGAAUGAAAAUGCAGUAGAGGCGGUGAAUGUUAAACCUCAGGUGGAUCGCUACACACUGAGGAAUGGCCGGCAUAUUAUCCUGCUAGCAGAGGGCCGACUGGUCAACUUGGGCUGUGCCAUGGGUCACCCUAGCUUUGUUAUGAGCAACUCCUUCACUAACCAGGUGCUGGCACAGAUUGAACUAUGGACCAACAGUGACAAGUACUCUGUUGGAGUCCAUUUCCUGCCAAAGAAGCUGGAUGAAGCUGUGGCUGCUGCUCAUCUGGAUAAACUGUGUGUGAAGCUGACGAAGCUGAGUGACAAGCAGGCCAAGUAUCUAGGCUUAUCGAGAGACGGGCCAUUCAAGCCAGACCACUACAGAUACUGAGCAGGUGGCACUACCCAAAGACCAAAGUGCAGGGAUACAACCUUCCAAAGCUCCUGUGUCUGCUGGGCUUCUGAGAACAAACCUUUUGCCAUAUUCCUCUCAGUGUUGCAGAACCUCCUUCCCCUUCCCAAGGGAGCUUCAGGGCCUUAUUCAUUAUUGAAAGAGGAUCAUUCUGACUGUUGAAAUUAACUACUGUCAUGGUGCAAAGGAUCCUGUGCACCUUUUGUUAGCUCCUAAUGUCCCAGUAAGGGGAGCAGGCCAGAAGAUUGCUAAAUGAAGAUGCAUAGAUUUGUCAAACAUGUGGCUGACAGCCUCUUUGAACUGACUAACCAGUAAAAUGACUGCACAAAGGCUCCCUAGUUAAAGUCCAUCUUGUGAAACUGGAGGGAGAAGGGAGAAAUAACUAUAGGCUGCUUUUGGUCUCCUUUCUAUAAAAUCAAACUAGAGCUUGAGGGGUUUUUCUGGGUUAAUUUACUCCAUCUAGUUUGAUCAGAACAAAGACCCUUCUGUGCUUCUUCCAUACCAGCUUGUGGAGGAGUGAGGCAAGAGUGACUUUAUCAGCCUUACAGUGUGUUGUGAACAGUUGAAAAGCCUCUGAGGGGACAGUUAGGUUUAGGGACCUUGUUCAAACCUCUGAAAACACCAGCAGCACACUUCCACGCCCAGCUUGAUUUUUCUGAGUUGUCAUGUCUGCUGUAUCUUGUUUGUCACUGACUCAAAAGUGCUUUUAUUAAAGAUCUGACUAUGGCCUGA